GACCCUCCUUGGUCAAGACGGUCCAUAUGAGCUCUAUGAACUCCCGCCUCAAGAGCUUUGGCUUCGGAAAACGCAAAUCAACUGCUAGCAUCAAUCCCGACCCCAACCAGCCGUCCAGCCAAACCCCGCCUCCUGGUGGUCUCGGAGGCGCCCCUCAAAUACCGCAGCAGCUGCCACUCCGCCCUGGCUCGAUCGCUUCUGCUUCUUCCGCCUCCCUCUCUCCCAUGAAUCAUCCCGGCGCUCCCAAUCGCCCUCCCAGCUACUCUGCCAACAACUACCCCCCCGGGGUCGCCCCUCCAGUCGGACCCACCAGUCCUUUGAACCAAGCUCAGACGCGCACCCCGCCCACGCAAAUGGUUGGGGGUCUCCUCCCAUCAACACCGGGCUCCCGCGGUUACCCGCUCAGCUGCCUCCGUUCGCGGCAGGGACUUCCCCAUGGGCGCCAGAAGGCCGAGGGCAGCAGCCGAAACAAGGCACAGCUGAUCGUCGGUAUUGAUUUUGGAACAACUUUCUCCGGCGUCGCCUUCGCCUUUGCCACGAACAACGAGGCGAAGGAAGAUAUCAUUACUGAGUGGCCGGGCGCAGGAUCGUACACCAAGCAGAAGAUCCCCACCGUUCUCUACUAUGACCAGUACCAGAAGGUCGUGGGCUGGGGUCCUGAUAUCGCCGAUGCGCUGGCGCCAACGGGGUACCCAAAGCCAGGUGUGCAAAAGGUUGAGUGGUUCAAGCUGCAGCUUAUGCUGUCCGGCAAUACGUACAUCGACCCGAUCAACCUUCCGCCCCUGCCGCCUGGCAAGUCCGAGAUUGAUGUGGCAGCCGACUACUUAUUUAAACUUCGUCAGGCGAUGCGAUCUGCGCUACAAAAGACCCUCGGCGAGGUCUUCAACCGCGAGGAGCGCAACAUUCGCUACUAUCUGACUGUGCCAGCCAUCUGGAACGAUGCUGGAAAGGCCGCGACGCGCGCUGCCGCCAUUCAGGCCGGUUUUCUGAGGGAUGAGAACGACAAUAGGUUGACAUUAGUGUCUGAGCCCGAAGCUGCCGCCAUCUUCUGUUCCAAGACUGGUCUUCUGAACCUCAAGGUUCACGAUGCCGUCUUGAUCGUCGAUUGCGGUGGUGGCACCGUCGAUUUGAUCGCGUACGAAGUCGAGGAUGAGAACCCCUUCACCGUUGCCGAGUGUACAGCAGGCUCCGGUGACUCGUGCGGUUCGACGGCGCUGAACCGCAACUUCAGCAACAUCUUGCGCACCAAGAUCCGUAAGAUGAAGUUGCCCGACGGCUCCAAGACAGCAGGCCGUGUCUAUGCCAAAUGUAUCAUGGACUUCGAGAACAGAAUCAAGGCCGACUUCCGCAACAACGGUCAGAAGUGGGCUGUCGAUGUUGGUAUCGAGGCUGAAUUCCCCGAGGCCGGUAUUGAAGAGGGGUACAUGACCUUCACCAACGAAGAGAUUCUUCAGUGUUUCGAGCCUGUCGUCAACCGCAUCCUGGAGCUCGUCAGGAAUCAAAUUAUUGCUAUUCAGGCCCAGAACCGGACACUGCAAAACAUUCUGGUUGUCGGUGGCUUCGGUGCUUCGGAAUACCUUUUCCAACAGAUUCGCCUCCACGUGCCCCCGCAAUUCCAGUCCAAGGUCGUACGGCCAAUGGACUCUGUCGCCGCCAUUGUCAAGGGCGCUGUCACGGCUGGCAUCACAGAGCGUGUUGUCACCCACCGUGUAGCGCGUCGCCACUAUCUCAUGGCAACACUGCAGCCCUUCAAGGAGGGUUACCACCCCGAGGCGUACCGCGUUCCCUCCCUCGACGGCAAAGACCGAUGCAAAUUCACGCGCCAGAUUUUUGUGCAAAAGGGACAAAAGGUCAAGAUUGGUGAGCCGGUCAAGGUCUCCUUCUUCCGCCAGGUUGCACCAGGCGCCACACUCAUGUACGAGGAUAUCCUAUACGCCUGUGAUGAUGAUGUUUGUCCCGAAUACACUAAGGAUCCCCGUAUCAAGGAAGUUGUCACGCUCACCUCUGAUUUGUCGAGAAAGAACCUCGAGAAGGAUUUCGAGAGGAUGGACACGCCGCAGGGCACCUUCUAUCGCGUCUAUUUUGAUAUUUACCUCACUCUCGACGGAUCAGAGUUCAGUGCUGAGUUGGUGUGCCAAGGUGAAGUCAUGGGACGAUGCCGCGCACGCUUCCGAUAAACGACGGUCGGCAGGCUGGGGUGACAGAUGAGGCUGUUGAGCAUGCGUGUUUCGUUUUUAAAACCGAUGAUACCUUGAAAAGAGGAAAUGGGCCUGGGCAUGACUGUCCUAGGAUGGAGCGGUAUAUACAUACAAAGGAGCUGACGGCUACUGCUUCAAGAGCGGGGCAAUUUUCAAGAGACGAUGAUGACAGAUGAUAAAGCUUUACAAGACUUCAUGGUUCGAGAGAGCGAGCUGGAUCCAGCCAGCCUAUGGU
This is a messenger RNA of Verticillium alfalfae VaMs.102, 2433 nucleotides long. RefSeq names its product Hsp70-like protein. The coding region runs from base 27 to 2177 and encodes 716 amino acids. The record is from RefSeq and is a predicted model, not a curated record. Gene Ontology annotation, molecular function: ATP-dependent protein folding chaperone; ATP binding. NCBI's taxonomy places the organism in Eukaryota, Fungi, Ascomycota, Sordariomycetes, Glomerellales, Plectosphaerellaceae. The transcript is spliced from 5 exons.